GCCGCCGCGCCAGAGCCCCGAGGUUGAGCUGCCCCGCCGGCGCCUGCGAUGAGUAAACUGUCGUUCCGGGCGCGGGCGCUGGACGCCGCCAAGCCGCUGCCGGUCUUCCGCUGCGAGGACCUGCCCGACCUGCACGAGUACGCCUCCAUCAACCGCGCCGUGCCGCAGAUGCCCACCGGCAUGGAGAAGGAAGAGGAGUCGGAACACCAUCUUCAGCGGGCUAUUUCAGCACAGCAGGUGUAUGGCGAGAAGAGGGAUAAUAUGGUUAUACCAGUCCCGGAGGCAGAGAGUAACAUUGCUUACUAUGAAUCUAUAUAUCCUGGGGAAUUUAAGAUGCCAAAGCAGCUCAUUCACAUACAGCCUUUUAGUUUGGAUGCUGAGCAGCCUGAUUAUGAUUUGGAUUCUGAAGAUGAAGUAUUUGUGAAUAAACUAAAAAAGAAAAUGGACAUCUGCCCAUUACAGUUUGAAGAAAUGAUUGACCGUCUAGAAAAAGGCAGUGGUCAGCAGCCAGUCAGUCUGCAGGAAGCCAAACUACUGCUAAAAGAAGAUGAUGAACUAAUUAGAGAAGUUUAUGAAUACUGGAUUAAAAAGAGAAAAAACUGUCGAGGGCCAUCUCUUAUUCCAUCUGUAAAACAAGAGAAGCGAGAUGGUUCCAGCACAAAUGAUCCUUAUGUGGCUUUUAGAAGACGUACUGAAAAGAUGCAAACUCGAAAAAAUCGCAAAAAUGAUGAAGCCUCUUAUGAAAAAAUGCUUAAGCUGCGUCGAGAUCUAAGCCGGGCUGUUACUAUUCUAGAAAUGAUAAAAAGAAGAGAAAAGAGUAAAAGAGAGCUAUUGCACUUAACACUGGAAAUUAUGGAAAAAAGAUAUAAUUUGGGUGACUACAAUGGAGAGAUCCUAUCUGAGGUCAUGGCACAGAGACAACCUAUGAAACCUACUUAUGCCAUCCCCAUCAUCCCUAUUACUAAUAGCAGUCAAUUUAAACAUCAGGAAUCAAUGGAUGUGAAGGAAUUCAAAGUUAAUAAGCAAGAUAAAGCUGAUCUUAUCCGACCGAAACGUAAAUAUGAAAAGAAGCCCAAAGUCUUACCAUCGUCUGCUGCUGCUGCUACUCAACAGACGAGUCCUGCCGCACUGCCAGUCUUUAAUGCUAAAGACUUAAAUCAGUAUGACUUUCCCAGCUCAGAUGAAGAACCACUUUCCCAGGUUUUAUCUGGCUCUUCAGAAGCUGAGGAAGAGAAUGAUCCCGAUGGUCCAUUUGCUUUUCGUAGGAAAGCAGGCUGUCAGUACUAUGCUCCUCACUUAGACCAAACUGGCAAUUGGCCUUGGACUAGUCCUAAAGAUGGAGGAUUAGGAGAUGUUCGAUAUAGAUACUGCUUAACUACCCUCACCGUACCCCAAAGCUGUAUUGGAUUUGCACGAAGACGGGUUGGGCGUGGUGGAAGGGUCUUACUGGACAGAGCUCACUCGGACUAUGACAGUAUGUUUCGCCAUCUGGAUUUGGAAACGCUUUCUUUACCGCAACAUUCUCCAGUCAAUCAGUUUGCCAAUACCUCAGAAACAAAUACCUCGGACAAAUCUUUCCUCUAAAGCUUGACAUUUACAGCCGAACAAUACCAGCAACAUCAACAGCAACUGGCACUAAUGCAGAAACAGCAGCUUGCACAAAUUCAGCAACAGCAAGCAAAUAGUAAUUCCUCCACCAACACUUCACAGGGUUUUGUUUCCAAGACUUUGGAUUCUGCUAGUGCUCAAUUUGCUGCUUCUGCUUUGGUGACAUCAGAACAACUGAUGGGAUUCAAGAUGAAGGAUGAUGUGGUGCUUGGAAUUGGGGUGAAUGGCGUCCUUCCGGCCUCAGGAGUAUACAAGGGCUUACACCUCAGUAGUACUACACCAACAGCACUUGUGCAUACAAGUUCGUCAACGGCAGGUUCAACUUUGUUACAACCUUCUAACAUGACACAGACUUCAACUUCCCACAGUGCUCUGAGUCAUCAAGUAACUGCUGCCAGUUCUGCAACAACUCAGGUUCUGAUUGGGAACAACAUUCGAUUAACUGUACCUUCAUCAGUUGCCACUGUAAACUCUAUUGCCCCCAUAAAUGCACGACAUAUACCUAGGACUUUAAGUGCUGUUCCAUCGUCUGCCUUAAAGCUGGCUGCCGCAGCAAACUGUCAAGUUUCUAAGGUUCCAUCUUCAUCCUCUGUAGAUUCAGUUCCAAGGGAAAAUCAUGAGUCAGAAAAGCCAGCACUCAACAACAUAGCAGACAAUACAGUAGCGAUGGAGGUGACGUAGCUUCCUCAGGAGUGGAUCUGCAGCCUGGGGACUUGAUUAGGUGCUAUGCAUCAGUAGCAUUUUGAAUGCAAGGGAUGAUGGAAUGCAACACAUGCGUUUCUGUGGCAGCUGUGGGGACUUAACAGCAAUGCUCAUCUCAUGCUUCAAUUUUUCUUUUCUUACUGUUAAUAGGAAAAAAUCAACAUCUGUAAAUUAAGAAUACAGCAAUUAUCUGUACAGUACUGCAUAUUUGUAAUACCCUUGUAUAUAUGUUACUUGAAUACAGAAAUGUUCAUUUGUGAUGCUUUGCACUUGGGGGUGGGGGGUGGGAGGGAAAUAAAUUGCAACAAAGAGUGUGAGAUGUGAGAUUGUAUAGAGAUGAAGUGUCAUCACAUCAUGUGCAUGGUGCGGAACCUGCUGUUUUAUCUAUUUAUUGUGCCGUGUUUACAGUUUUUUGUACACUGUACCUUCAUUGGUUCCUGUGCUGUAGUAAAUGUGUUAGGUAGCUGUGGACUCCUUGGUAUUUUGUAAAUGGUAUAACAUAACUUGGUUCCCCUCUGGGUCCCUGAGUUUUCUGUGUAUCAUGUGAAAAAAAAUGGUGACAUACAUACAGAAUUUUACAAAAAAAAAGGCAUCAGUUUUUUUUUAAUGGGGAAUGUACUGUUAAUGGGGAUCUUCCUGGUCUACUACUAUCAUUAGGACAAAGUAACAAGCUAAAAAUGAAGUCUCUUGAAUCUUCCCAUCCCCACUUUCCCGCAGAACUGUGGGUCGUUUCUGGUACUUAAAGCACUAAUGUUAUGUUGCUGCUCUACAAACAGCCCGUGGUCCCAUUUCCUUCCACACCAAAAAGUGUUCAAUCAAGUAUGCAAAUGGAGUCCUUACAACUGGAGUUUAUGUUGUCUCGCCCUUUUUUUAGCACAAAAGAAUUGUACUUUUUUAUUGUCGAAUUGUUUAAAAGACUUCAUUCUUUACUUGUUCUUACAAAAAGGAUAUAAGGGAGAAGAAUGCAGUAAUUGCUGUACGUGUAUCAUCAUUCCAGUUUCUAAAAACAGCCAACCAGCUUUUUUCCUUUUAAGAUUCUCCAGAAGGCUGCAAGGCCAGAACCACAAAUAUCGGGUGCCUUCCUUUGGAAAUAUUUGACUUCUCUUCUGUGAAGAGAAUGGUACUUAACAGACUACUACUAGUGCUUUGUCAGUACCGAAGUCUGAAUGCCCAGUCCAAUGGCAUACAUUAUCCUUAAGGUUUUUAAUCCCACCUGGAAAAAAUUGUGAUAGAAUUCUCACAAAAUAAACCCAGGGCAUUACAUGUUGACAAA
This is a messenger RNA of Suncus etruscus (white-toothed pygmy shrew), 3583 nucleotides long. RefSeq names its product enhancer of polycomb homolog 1 (gene EPC1). Gene Ontology annotation, biological process: regulation of transcription by RNA polymerase II. The record is from RefSeq and is a predicted model, not a curated record. Lineage: Eukaryota; Metazoa; Chordata; Mammalia; Eulipotyphla; Soricidae. Gene Ontology annotation, cellular component: piccolo histone acetyltransferase complex.